This is a messenger RNA of Marasmius oreades (fairy-ring Marasmius), 843 nucleotides long. RefSeq lists its product as uncharacterized. Lineage: Eukaryota; Fungi; Basidiomycota; Agaricomycetes; Agaricales; Marasmiaceae. Bases 1 to 843 code for a protein of 280 amino acids. The transcript has a single exon. The record is from RefSeq and is a predicted model, not a curated record.
AUGUCCAUCCUCAUCUCAACCGCUCUCGCGAUUCUACUCUGGAAACAAGAUCAGAGAGAGAGAUACUAUCUCAGUCAUAUCCAUGACCUCAUGGAAUACUCGCACGUCUUGGAGGGAAGGCUUGCGGAUAGAAAAAAGCAAUACGAUGAUCUUAAAUCGAUCGCUGCUGCCAGCCAAGCCAAAUACAUUCAACUCGAACGGAAUUUCCUGUCGAACGAGGACCAGUACGAACAGCGUUGCCGUCGCCUCGAGGAAGAGAACACGAAAUUGGUGGCAAGACAACGCUCUGAUAUCAUACAGCCACUGGGACUUUUCAUCGAACGGUUGAUUAUGAUGAACAAAGUAUGGCAGCAGGAGAGGGAGAUAAACCGGUUGCAGACUUGUCUGGUGAAGCGCAACAAAUACAUCAGCGGCGCUGCAUUCGAAGGGUUCCGAGACCGGGUCUUGUUGUGGAAUGCGAUAUGGAAGAGGGAGGGCGAGAUGCGAGUAAUUCUCGGCGAAAAUGCGAGGAUGAAGCAUAACAUGGUGAGGAGCAUAACGAAUGCAGCAAAGAAGAUGGUUUUGGAUACGAGGAGAGAGGGUAUGAUUGAAGAGCUGGUGAAAGAAUUGGUGACGGAGGUUGAGAAUGGAAAGAAAGAGAGGAAGGCGUUGAAGGAUAGGUAUGAGGUCAACAUCCAGGAAACCAACUUGGACUGGCUCAAGGACUAUCGGAGGCUUCUUAGAGAGGUCGAGACGCUCAGGCUGGGGAAACGAUCGAAGGAAAUUGAGCAGGAGAUAUCUAACGAGAUGGAAGGACGUCUUGUUCGAGCUCUUCAGGCGACUCGAACAAUGAAGGCGGGCUAA